CAUACGUAUUAAGUAAAUUUAAAGAUGCACAAUCUAGAAAUUUUUGUUGGUGUGUUAUUAAACGGUAUUUUGAAAACAGUCCAUUAUACAUGAGUACCUUGUACACAAUUUACACAUGUAUUCUGAUUGACCUCUGAAGUCAACUAAAUGUGAUAUUGUGACAAAGCUGAUAAAAAAAACCGUUUACGUAACAAUUGUUUUUAUAAACAAUUUUAUUGAAUGCAGGUUUCCUGAUAAUUAAUAACCUAAAAAAGUAAUAAAAUAAACUUACUUUACCAGCAUUACACAUGCAAUAGCGUAAUCUUUCGUAUUUACGUUAGAAAUGGCGCAAUUAACCUUACUUGCGAGAUAAAUAAAAUGUAAAUGUUCAACAUAGUAUCUAUGUUCAACAGUGUAAUUGGCUAAUGCUUCCAAUGGAAAAUAUUAUUUUCAAGAGGUGAUAAUUUGAAACGAGCAGAAAUAUAUUUUUGAAAGGUAACACAUGGCUUAGUAAUUAUUAGUGAUUUAAUUAUAAAAUAUUUUAUUAUGGACAAAUCUAUUUCUGUUAACAGUAACGAUUUCAAUUAUGGCCAAAGGAUUGACGGUCGUAUUAAGAGUGAAACAAACAGUCCUCUUUCUCGAGAACAACUGAACAAAAGAAGCAGCAGUUUAGGAAACAUAAGAAAUUCAAGUGCUUCAACACAUAAUACAGCAGAUGAGGAAGAUGAAAUUGAAAACAAAACUUCACCACUAAGUUAUAAAGAAAGAAGAAGAGAAGCUCAUACACAGGCUGAGCAAAAACGACGAGAUGCCAUCAAAAAAGGUUAUGAUACCUUACAAGAAUUAGUUCCUACAUGCCAGCAAACUGAUUCUUCAGGAUACAAAUUAAGCAAAGCUACAGUACUUCAGAAGUCAAUCGAUUACAUUCAGUACCUUCAUCAGCAGAAGAAGAAACAGGAAGAGGAACGGAACGCUCUAAGAAAGGAAGUAGUAGCCCUUCAGAUAAUGCAAACUAAUUAUGAACAAAUUGUAAGAGCCCAACAGGCUCAACCUGGUCAGACGGAAAUGCGGGUUUCUGAUGAAGUCAAAUUUUCAGUGUUUCAGUUAAUAAUGGAGCAACUUUUCGUCACGUUUAGCAGUGUUUCUGUGAGCAAUUUUAGAGAAUUAUCUGCCGGUGUUUUCAGUUGGUUAGAGGAGUACUGUAAGCCGCAAACUCUCAAAGAUACAGUUUUUCGUGUCUUACAGAGACACAACAAAGAUUUUAAUCAACAACGCGAUCUUCAAACUAAUUGACCAAAGAAGGUGCAAGUUUUUGUUUUGUUGUUUUUCCUUUGAAAUUUUGUA
This is a messenger RNA of Agrilus planipennis (emerald ash borer), 1323 nucleotides long. It is a transcript of the gene bigmax, whose product is annotated as max-like protein X. The coding region runs from base 526 to 1272 and encodes 248 amino acids. The transcript is spliced from 6 exons. Gene Ontology annotation, cellular component: nucleus. Lineage: Eukaryota; Metazoa; Arthropoda; Insecta; Coleoptera; Buprestidae. Gene Ontology annotation, molecular function: RNA polymerase II cis-regulatory region sequence-specific DNA binding; protein dimerization activity; DNA-binding transcription factor activity, RNA polymerase II-specific. The record is from RefSeq and is a predicted model, not a curated record. Gene Ontology annotation, biological process: regulation of transcription by RNA polymerase II.